Messenger RNA from Brachypodium distachyon (stiff brome), 1057 nucleotides. RefSeq lists its product as uncharacterized. Bases 134 to 1057 code for a protein of 307 amino acids. Lineage: Eukaryota; Viridiplantae; Streptophyta; Magnoliopsida; Poales; Poaceae. The transcript is spliced from 5 exons. The record is from RefSeq and is a predicted model, not a curated record.
GCAAGAUAUACAUGAAGGGGAGCACCAUGCACCCGAAUUUAUCACAUCUAUCUCUUCUUCUAAUGAGUGGACUCAUCGUAGAGAUGUUAUGGCCCAAGAAAUGUAUAAUAACUAUAGAGCUAAUCACUGAGCUAUGGAUAGUACUGAAACCAACGCAAGAGGAAGGGGAAAAAAUAAGAGGAAGUGGACUAUUGUUGAAGAUGAUGAGCUUAUUAAGGCAAUGUAUGAGCUGUCCAUGGACCCAAAGUGGAAAUGUGAUGGUGGUUUCAAAAAUGGCUACUCGUCUGUUCUGGAAGCUCAACUUGCAAAAAGCCUACCUGGUCAUAACCUAACAGCAGUUCCACACAUUGAGUCUAGAGUGAGGCACUUUAGGACCAAGUUCGGUGCAAUUGAAGUAAUGCUGGCAAGGAGUGGUUUUACCUGGGAUGAUCAGAGAAAGAUGGUGCAAUGUAAGAAGCAGCAAUAUGAUGAUCAUUGUAAGACUUUCACUGAAGCUAAAGGAUUGUAUGGUGUUUCAUUUUCAUACUAUGACACGCUAUCUGCCAUAUACAGUAAAGACAUUGCAACUGGAGAAAAUGUGGAAGGCUUUGAUGAGGCAAUAGCUAACUUGGAACAGAAAAUCCCUAUUGAGAUUGAUGAAGAUGAUGAAGGAUCUAGGGCAACAGGAAAAAGGCCCAUGGCUAGCCAAUCAGGUGCAACUUCCGGUUACAAGAAGGCAAGGAGAGAGAGAGCGCAGACUAGGGUGAAUCAAGAUCCUAUGAUGGCAUUGUUUGGCGAGGUGCAUGGUGAAUUGAAGAGUGUCUCUGUCCAUGUCGGAACUAUGGCGCAGGCUGCCAUUCGUGAGCUAGAAAUGCAGGAGAAAGCUAGUUCUGAAGACCCCAAGGAGAAGCUCAACAAGAUGGCACUUGAAGAAUUAAAACGUCUGGGUUUCACAGGUUCUGAAAUAGUUCGCUCUUCAAGAAUCUUUGUGACAGAACCUGAUGAAAUUCAUAUGAUGAUGGCAAUGCCAGAAAAUCUAAGGAGAGAAUUUGUUUUAGCGAUGCUCAAAGGGAAGUAA